UCGUCUUAUAUUUGGAGACGGAAGGAGUGCCAAACUGCUUCCCCUACUUCUUGCGUGCCCAUUUCACAGAGCACGGCUCACGCCUCCGCCGCUGCCGCCGCCGCUCAUCCUCCUCAUCUCCAUCUCCUCCUCCGCCGCCGCCGCUCAUCCUCCAUCUCCUCCUCCUCCUCUACGUAGCCGACGCACGGCUUCCGCCUUCGCCAUUCUUCCUCUUCCAUCACGCCCGGGGCGCCACUCCUCUGCCACGCCCAUGUCCGGCGUCUGCCUCCGCCGCCGCCUCUCCUCCACCUCCACCUCCAACACGCCACCCUCACCUUCCUGGUCACCCCAGGCCGCCUUUGCCGCGGCCACGGAGCGCGCCCGCGCCGGAACGCUCAGCCCUCAAGACGCACACCACCUGUUCGACGAAUUGUUUCGGCAGGCCACUCCGGUUCCCGAGCGCUCCCUUGAAGGAUUCCUUGCCGCCCUCGGCCGUGCUGCAUCCUCUGAAGCCUGCAGAGACGGCCCCUCCCUUGCCCUCACUCUCUUCAACCGUCUCUGCCGAGAAGAAGCCGGCCGGCGGGUGGCGCCGCCCACAAUCUACACCUACGGCAUCCUGAUGAACUGCUGCUGCCGCGUGCGUCGUCCAGACCUAGGGCUCGCCUUCUUCGGCCGCCUCCUAAGGACCGGCCUCAAAACAAAUGAGGUCGUCGCCAGCACCCUCCUCAAGUGCCUCUGCUGUGCAAAACGGGCAGAUGAAGCUGUGAACGUGCUGCUUCAUAGGAUGUCCGUCCUCGGCUGUGUGCCUAAUUCCUUCUCAUACAACAUAGUUCUAAAGAGCUUAUGUGAUGACAGCAGGAGCCAGCGAGCGCUCGGCCUGCUCCAGAUGAUGGCAAAAGGAGGUGUCUGCUCCCCCAACGUUCUGUCAUAUAACACAGUCAUCCACGGCUUCUUUAAGGAAGGUGAAAUAGACAAGGCCUGCAAUCUAUUCCAUGAAAUGACGAAGCAAGGGUUUGUGCCUAAUGUGGUGACAUAUAACUCGGUUAUCAAUGCAUUGUGCAAGGCCCGAGCAAUGGACAAUGCAGAGUCGUUCCUUCGGCAGAUGGUUGAUAACGGUGUUCCACCUGAUAAGGUGACAUAUACUAGCAUCAUCCAUGGAUAUUCCACUUUGGGCCGAUGGAAAGAGGCAACUAAAAUGUUCAGAGAAAUGACAAGCAGGGGUCUUAUACCAGAUAUUGUCACUCGGAACUCAUUCAUGGACUCACUUUGCAAGCAUGGAAGAAGCAAAGAAGCUGCAGAAAUUUUCUUUUCCAUGGCUGCAAGGGGCCACAAGCCUGAUAUCGUCUCCUACACUAUUCUUCUCCAUGGGUAUGGCAAUGAAGGAAGCUUUUCUGAUAUGAUGAGUCUCUUUAAUUCAAUGGAAGGCGGCGGUAUUGUGGCCGAUUGCCAAGUUUUCAACAUAUUAAUUGAUGCAUAUGCUAAACGAGGAAUGAUCGACGAAGCUAUGCUCAUAUUUACUGAAAUGCUAGGACAAGGAGUCAAUCCGAGUGUAGUCACCUACUCAACUCUGAUAGCUGCACUUUGCAGAACAGGUAGGCUAGCUGAUGCUAUGGAUAAGUUUAGUCAGAUGGUUGGUACGGGAGUACAACCGGACACAGUUGUUUAUCACUCCCUAAUUCAGGGUUUCUGUACACAUGGCGAUUUGGUCAAAGCGAAGGAAUUGAUUUCUGAAAUGAUGAAUAAAGGUAUUAUUUGUCCAAACAUUGCAUUCUUCAAUUCAAUAGUAGACAGUCUAUGCAAAGAAGGAAGGGUUAUGGAUGCACACCAUAUCUUUGACUUGGUUAAAGACAUAGGUGAGAAACCUGAUGCCAUCAUGUUUAAUACGCUAAUUGACGGAUAUUGCUUAGUUGGUGAGAUGGGCAAAGCAUUCAUGGUACUUGAUGUCAUGACAUCAGCUGGCAUUGAGCCUGAUGCCAUUACGUAUAGUACACUUGUCAGUGGAUAUUGUAAAAGUGGAAGGAUCGAUGAUGGGUUGAUUCUGUUCAGAGAAGAAAUGUUGCAUAAGAAAGUUAAACCAACAAUUGUUACAUAUAACAUCAUAUUGGAGGGGUUAUUUCGUGCUGGGAGAACAGUUGCUGCAAAGAAAAUGCUCCAUGAAAUUAUCGGAAGUGGGACACCUGUGAGCAUGCAUACAUACGACAUAUUUCUUAGAGGACUUUGUAGAAAUAAUUGCGCGGAUGAAGCGAUCGUCCUAUUCCAGAAAUCACGUGCAAUGAAUGUGAAGUUCAAUAUCACAACACUCAAUACCAUGAUUAAUGCAUUCUACAAGGGUGACAGAAGAGAAGAAGCUAAUGAUUUGUUUGCUGCAUUACCAGCCAGCGGGUUGGUGCCUAAUGCUUCCACUUACGGAGUAAUGAUACAAAACCUUCUAAAAGAAGGAGCAGUGGAGGAAGCUGACAAUAUGUUCUCAUCAAUGGAGAAGAGUGGUUGUGCUCCUAGCUCUCGUCUUGUGAAUGAUGUCAUUAGAACUUUAUUGGAAAAGGGGGAGAUAGUCAAGGCCGGAAAAUAUAUGUCUAAAGUUUAUGGGAAGAGCCUAUCACUUGAUGCUUCAACUAGUUCGUUGUUGUUGUCUCUCUUUUCAGGGAAUGGGAAAUAUCGGGAACAAAUACAAUUGCUCCCUGCAAAGUACCAGUUUUUCGGUGGAAUCAGUUGAUGCACUGGACUUGGCAGAUAAGCCUUGUCAUGGUUCGGAGUUCUCUCUCAACGAUGUGGACAAGAGUCUCUUCCAUGCGCUCACCAAGAUUGAGCUGGGUGAUGGUGCCACCAUGGUGUUCUUGGCCGGUGCUUAGCUGCUAGGCGUGCAUCCAAUGUGCAAUGUUCCUAAUCUGCAAGUCUUCUCUACGCAAGGGCUGUAUGGUACGUGAUGCGUUUGAUAAUGGUGAAAAGAUAACUAAUAGUCAGGGGCAUAUCACGGUGGAUGUUAAUACUGAGUUCAUUGAGUUCUUUGCUACUGUAUUAGGCUGUUUUGAGUUCUCUGAACCUGAGCAUAUCUACUGCAUGUUGGGCUGAGGGUAAUUAUAAUGAACCUGAGCAUAUCGAUGGACUAUUCUAUGUUAUCAAGCUAUUUGGUGUUAACUGAACCUUCAGCACCAACAACUUACAGUGAUGGAGAGUUUAAUAAUUUUACUACCUGAACGAAAACUUGAGCUAUUAAAACCCAGAAAUCCGUUGGUGCUCCCGGCCUCCCGGGAGCGCACGCUCCUGCACGCGAGAAAAAUAUUUAAAAGCGUGAAAAAAUUCCAAACAAAAAUUUGGUGCAUACAUCUAGACAUAUAUGUGUGCACCUCAAGUUUCGGAGAAAACCGACAUUUUUUGUGGCUUGUGUAAAAAAGACAGAAGGAUGUCUUGUGAAAAGCAUUUUUUAACACCGGAUUUUGUCUUUUUCACAUGCGACACAUAAGUUGUCGGUUUUUCGCAAAAUGACUUUGUAAGCAUGUAGAAUAUCGAGAUGUACGCGCCAAAUUUUUGUUUAGAAUUUUUUGAUAUUUCAAAAUAUGUUUAAAACACAUUUUAAAAACCAGGAGCGUGCGCUCCCAUGUGCUAAAACACCAAAGGGACCUCUUUCUUCUUUCUUCGACGUGAGAGGAGCCUGUGUACAGCCCUCUUGCUUCAAUUUCCUAAAAAAAAUGGUACCUCGAUAGCAAGUUUAGUAAUUACUCAUGGUGAUCUGAACAGAAAAUAGUGAGCUUGAGUUGUUAAGGAAACAGCCACCGCCAGGAACCCAUUCUGCAAGAUCUGAAUAGAAAGAAGCCAUGCUAUCAGAUUCAGUUGGCCACUCUGUUCCCGCCAGUGUGCUCCAUG
Triticum aestivum (bread wheat) is the source of this 3840-nucleotide messenger RNA. Its product is annotated as protein Rf1, mitochondrial. Gene Ontology annotation, molecular function: protein binding. The coding region runs from base 251 to 2692 and encodes 813 amino acids. The record is from RefSeq and is a predicted model, not a curated record. The transcript has a single exon. Lineage: Eukaryota; Viridiplantae; Streptophyta; Magnoliopsida; Poales; Poaceae.